AUGUCCGAGUUCCCAGCGUCGCAGCUUAUUGCCUCGACAAUCCUACCUUCCCAACUCUCUCUUCCCGAUGUCUCGGCAUACACGAGCAAAGCAUUCGGCUCCAAGACGAACCCCCACCAGCGCGAGGCAGAAAUCGAAUCUUACCAAUGGUUUGAUAGUUAUGGUAUUCACACUGGCACAAAGCGCCAACGGUUCUUUGAAUCUGGCUUUGGUCUGAUGACCGCAAUGUGCUACCCCGACUGCAAUUUUGCACGUUUCCGUAUCACAAUGGAUUUGUUUGAUGAUAUGACAGACGGAGGUGCCCUCGAUACCGUCGAUGGGAUGAAGCGCGCUGUGGACGUCACGAUGAAAUCGCUCCGUGAACCCGAUUCUCCUCCGCCCAAGUUCAAAGUUGCCGCAACUGUUCAACAUUGCUACAACCGAAUGCGUCAAGAUGGAAAUCCCGCAAUGCUUCGUCGUUUUGUCGACGCGCUGGACUUCUACACCCAGGCAUGCUUCCAGCAAAAGGUUAAUAGGUCUACGGACACGAUCCCGACCAUGGAAGAAUACAUCCAGCUAAGGAGGGACACUUCCGCGAUGAAAAUAGGGUUCGCUAUACUCGAAUACACACUCGACCUCGACCUCCCGGACCAAGUCGCCGAUCACCCGCUUGUGACCGAGCUCGCUCUCGCAGGGAAUGACAUCCUAACCUGGGCAAACGAUAUCUAUUCUUUCCCUAUCGAGUUUGCUCGGGGAGACACUCACAACCUUCCUCGAUCUCGCAGGCGCAAUCGACUUUGUGAAUCAGCUCACAGGAAACGCCUUGAUGAAUAUGUGGAAAUCAAAGCUAAUUUGCCUUCUUUCGGGUCUGGGCUGGAUGAGCAGCUGGCUCGGUACCUCGAAGGGAUCGAGUACUGUGUCCAAGGGUUUAUUGAUUGGACGUUCUUAACUCCUCGUUAUUUUGGGGCAGAGGCUGCACAGGUCAAGGAGACGGGAGUUGUGAACAUCAUAGCCCCAAUCACGUUGGAUACGCCGGUGAUUAUUGAGGCUUGA
Messenger RNA from Rhizoctonia solani, 1032 nucleotides. RefSeq lists its product as uncharacterized. Bases 1 to 1032 code for a protein of 343 amino acids. NCBI's taxonomy places the organism in Eukaryota, Fungi, Basidiomycota, Agaricomycetes, Cantharellales, Ceratobasidiaceae. The record is from RefSeq and is a predicted model, not a curated record. The transcript has 8 exons.